Messenger RNA from Ophidiomyces ophidiicola, 807 nucleotides. RefSeq names its product Translation initiation factor 3 subunit J component (gene HCR1). Gene Ontology annotation, molecular function: translation initiation factor activity. The record is from RefSeq and is a predicted model, not a curated record. The transcript has 3 exons. NCBI's taxonomy places the organism in Eukaryota, Fungi, Ascomycota, Eurotiomycetes, Onygenales, Onygenaceae. Bases 1 to 807 code for a protein of 268 amino acids. Gene Ontology annotation, cellular component: eukaryotic translation initiation factor 3 complex; cytoplasm.
AUGGCGCCUUCAAAGUGGGACGAUGAAGAGGAGAGCACGCCUCCCUCUUCCCCGCCUCUUGCUCCUGUUGCGCGACGAAAGUUUGAUGACGAAGAAGAUAGUGAUGAGGUCUUAGAAUCUUGGGACGCCGCCGAAGACUCAGAGGUUGAGCGAGAAAAACAGGCAAAGGAAGCUGCUGCGAAAGUCAAAGCUGAAGCCGAAGCUGCUGCGAAGAAGAAGUCCAAAGCAGAACGAAUACAGGAGCACAAAGUGCGGCGGCUCGCCAACCAAGACGAUGAAUCUAGCGAGGAAGAGGAAGACGCCGCGACCAUGCGGGCACGCCUAAAGCGUACCGAACAAGAUGCCGAUCUCAUGCACGCGGAAGAUUUGAUGGGCAACAUAGACAUCAACCGAAGUCGGUCGGCCCCCAAGAAAUCAGUAAUCUCUGACAAGGACGACCCCACCAAGUCUAUCGACCUCUCCGCCAUCCCGCUCUUCAAGCCAGCCACAAAAGCGCAAUUCGCUCUCCUCACCGAGACCCUCGCCCCCCUCCUCGCCGCGCAAUCCAAAAAGCCGCAGUACUCGCUGUGGGUGCAGGAAUUUACGAAACAAUUAGUUAAGGAGCUCCCGAGCACGGAGAUUAAAAAGGUGGCGAGUGCAUUGACGGCAGCUAGCAAUGAGAAGAUGAAGGAAGAAAAAGCCGCAGACAAGGGCGGGAAGAAGAGCAAGGCCGCGAAGACGAAGACAAGCCUGGUUACCAGUCACGCAAACCGCGCGGAUCUUACAGCAUACGACGGCGAAGAUCUUGACGAUGACGAUUUUAUGUGA